AUGCUGGGGACAGAUGCCGGGACCUCUGCAGAGGUCUGUCCCAAGAAGUUUAACUUAAUCCGGCGCGCUCCUCUCAGGUAGCGGGACAAGUGCUCCUAAUAUACUGCAAAGUGAUGUGAUGUUUGUGCUCGGACUGUUUGCUCUACAGGCUGAGGUCAUGUCUGCGGGCGUCAUUAAGUCCCGGUCCUUGGCGCCUCCCAAGUUUGGCCUUUGUUUAUUCGGACAGACUGUUAUGAUGGCUUCCGUUCUUAUGAAUGUGUGGUUUGAGAGAUGUUCGACAUGUUGUCCUUUGUUGUUUGGACAUGUCAGAUGUCUCCGGAAGUUCUGUUUUUGUGGCAUUUCUCUUACCUUGCUUUUAUUCCGAACAUAUUAUAUUCCUAUAUCCUCGUGUUUACAUCAUGUAUAUAUAAUAUAUAUUUUCUAUUUUUUGCCAUAAUUUUCCCUUUACCGCAUAUUCCGAGGUAAAGGCGGCCUUAUCGUAUAUCAAAGUCUGAGGCACCUGGUCGACUUCUUGGCCUCUGGUUCCUGAAAUUCGAUAUGGCCAGAAGAUUCUUUUAACGCCGUUUUGAGGACGCGGGCUUUCGCCCUUUUUCUUAUAACAUUCAGCGUUUUUCAGGAUGAAUCGGGUCAAACUUUUGUUCUUAUUUGUAAUACUUUAUUCGGUGGAUGCCAAGAAACAAUGCGAACCCAUCACGAUCCCCUUAUGCAAAGGAACUGGCUAUAAUAUGACCUCUUUUCCAAACAGUUAUGGUCAUGAGAAGCAGGACGAAGCUGGUCUCGAGGUGCAUCAGUUUUAUCCUCUGGUCGAGGUAAACUGUUACAAACAUCUCAAGUUCUUCCUUUGUGCCUUAUACACUCCUAUUUGCCAAGAUAACUAUGAUAUGUCCAUCAUGCCUUGUCAAGAAGUGUGUCGGGAGGCUCAGAAAAAGUGUUCCCCGAUCAUGAAUACCCAUGGAUUCCAAUGGCCAGACACUUUAAAAUGCGAUCGUUUACCAAAAUUUGCGGAUCAGGAGAAGACGGGCGUCCUCUGUGCUGCUCCUCCAGAUGCAACUCAAGUUUCGAAAUCAUCAGAAGUCAAAGAAAAAGAAGUCAACGUCCCCAAGACUCCAAAGAAACCGGCUUCCUCCAUCAAACAUUCGGAUGGAAGAUGUUCUUGUCAAUGUGGGCGCCCAUUCAAUCCAGUCUCAGCAGAAACCGUCUCCUAUUAUGGACAAGGUUACAGUAUCCAGAACGUCUCUAACUGUGCGUACUCCUGUUCGGGAUUACUCCCAACUCAUUCUGUUUCUCAGACCAAUAAUUACAAACAAUGGAUCGUUUUCAUGUAAGACCUUAUUUUUUGAUGACUAUAACUUCUUUUUUUGGGUCAACAUGACUUAUAGUCAUCAUUUUAAUCUAAUAUUUUCAGCACGGUGACUUGUUUCUGCAUCUCUUUUCUCUCAGUGAUCACCUUUUCCAUUGAUCUUGGCCGUUUUCCUUAUCCAGAACGACCAAUAUUAUUCUUGGUUUUAUGCCAACUUUGUGUGGCCGCAGGGUUUAUGAUUCAAUUUUGGUAUGGGAACAAGAAGAUUGGCUGUGAUGCGGACAUGCUUCGGACAAUGAUGACCCCAGAGGCGACCGUUGGAAGUAGCGUUCAAUGGUCCUGCCUGGCCACUUUCGGUCUCACCUACUACUUUUCGAUGGCCGCCGCCGUUUGGUGGGUGGUCCUCGCCUUGUCCUGGGUGCUAGCUGCAGUUCCCCAUUGGUCGACUGAAUGGAUUGGCAAAUAUUCUUGUUAUUUCCAUUCAUUUGCCUGGAUUCUACCGGCUAUUCAGACUGGAUUGGUCUAUAUUUUCAAUGCAAUUGAUGGAGAUCCGGUAUCUGGAGUCUGUUUUGUGGGAAAUACCAACCGAAAUCAUCUUCUCUACUUCGUUAUCAGUGAGUUUUAGUUUAAAGUCUUCGCACCGUUAUCUAUUUUUAGUCCCAAUGAUCAUCUACUUUAUUGCUGGAGUUUCCUUCCUUUUUGUUGGCCUCCAAUACCUCUGGUCGCUGCGUUCAAAUCUCCAGAAAGCUCAUCACAAAACCUCCAAAUUCAGUCAAUUGAUGUCCAAGAUCGUUCUGUUUGCUCUGAUCUACACGAUCUCCGUUAUUCUCCAUGUUAUGGUACUUAUCUACGAGUAUCUGAACCGUCCAAAGUGGGAAGAAAGUCUUUUAUGUCCUUGUUCUCAGGAAAUCCCUGUUAAUGGUGAGUUUUAUUCCCAAAAAUAAAGGACGCCAAAAAUAAUAGAAAAGAAGAAACAAGUGAGAGAAUGCGAAAAUAAAGAGCCCGCAGAGAGGCAGAGAAAUUAGAAAAUAGUUUGUUUUUCUUGCCUUCUCUCUCGGAAAACGCCUCAUUUCAAAAGCAAGAUGAACUUUUUGGUCCCCGACCUUAUCGGUCGCGUUUGCGAACGAUGAUGAGAGCCCCAAGAGAUCGAAGGAGGUCCCCGUCACCUGAAUAAGGUGAAAACCCACGGGAAUCGGCUUCUAACGAGACGAUCGGAUGGCCUUUCUGAGUUCGUCGCAUGCGAAGAGGGCGUGAGACAGGAAAAGAGACCCGGAGAGAGUGUUUAUUUCUGCUCGUCUGACCUAAUUCUGGUCCCAGUUUAUUCUCUUCUCAUCUUUUGGGGGGCUUUCAGUUUCCUUUACAAAUGUUGAGUGCCCGUGAGGAUAAUCCAAUAUGGUUUCGCGACUCUUGUCUGAAAAGAUUAUUUUGAGGAUAGUCUUGGCUGUCUGAGGCACUUAUCCAAAACACAACAAAAAACAAAGCAAAUUACACGUUACUAUUUUUUCAGCCGAUACCUUGUACUUCCUGAAUUUGCUCAAAGUAGGUUCAAUGAUGGCGAUCGGCUGGACUUCGAUGAUCUGGGUGUUCUCCUCGAAGACAUUCCAGAGUUGGAAGAGGUUCUUCUGCUGUGGAGCUACCCCUUAUGCCACUUACACUGGCCCCAAACUACCAUUUGAUCUAGUUGCCAGUCAAUAUCAACAAAUCCCUCCGCCUCCUCCUCCCCUACCACACCCUCAGUUCCCACCCAUGUCCCAUAAACAGUUCCAUUCGCCGGAAUUCAUCUAUGCCAAACGGGAUAUGAUCUCUUCGCCUCAUUUCAGCGCUGCCAACACACUUAGGCAUUGUCCGCGAGACGUUUAA
Bursaphelenchus xylophilus (pine wood nematode) is the source of this 3160-nucleotide messenger RNA. Lineage: Eukaryota; Metazoa; Nematoda; Chromadorea; Rhabditida; Aphelenchoididae. The record is from the annotation of a GenBank genome assembly.